Messenger RNA from Diospyros lotus (date-plum), 606 nucleotides. RefSeq names its product E3 ubiquitin-protein ligase ATL42-like. Bases 1 to 606 code for a protein of 201 amino acids. The transcript is spliced from 3 exons. The record is from RefSeq and is a predicted model, not a curated record. Lineage: Eukaryota; Viridiplantae; Streptophyta; Magnoliopsida; Ericales; Ebenaceae.
AUGGAAAGUUCUGCAACACAACUAGGCCUGUUCUCUCUGGCCCUAGACACACCUUUCAUGAACUUGUUAGAUCAAGGUUUUCUUCACUCAAGGGAUCCAGAGAAGGCCUUGAGUGUUCAGUUUGCCUGUCUGUCAAAGUUUGAAGACAGUGAAGUUCUUCGGUUGUUGCCCAAGUGCAGGCAUGCAUUCCAUAUGGAUUGCAUCGAUAAAUGGCUAGAAAGCCGUUGCAGCUGUCCCCUUUGCAGAUGGAGUGAUGUUAACCCUUCAGACUUGAUGUUGUUGAAGUCUGAGAUGCUUAAUAUCAUAUUAAGCAAGAGACUCUCUCUUUUGAAUUCAAGUGUCGAGUUCCACCAUGGCUUUUCCAUGAACGAACAAAUUGUGAAGAUUAAGGAGGACUUGGAUAGGAAGAGACUGUAUGAGUUUAAAGUUGGUAAAAUGAAUAUGAGUCAUUCAAUUUCUACUUCAAGCUUUCCCUUUGAUUCUAAAAAUGAAGGAAACCAAACUGCAAGCUCAAGACUACUAAUUCCAGCUCAGAACAGAUCAUUGUCAGAGAUCACCAACAUUUCGAGGUUCAGAGAGUUCAGGACAAGAAACAGGAUCAUAUAA